AUACUACUGACAUUGUUGAAACACAAGCAAAAAAAAAAGGAAAGAAAAGAAAAGAAAAACAGAAAUCUACAUGUAAAUAAAUACAAAUAACAUUUUUAUAUAAACAACGUCGCUUCAUUUAUUCUUCUCCAAUCAUUUUUAUAUCAUAAUUUAUCUAUUUCUUUCAUUGCUCUUUUUAUUACAUGUGUUAUCGUAUAAGAAUAUUAUUAAAUUUAUAAUAUUUCUUUUUUAUAAUAAAUUUAUAAAAGAGAGAGAGAGAGAGAGAGAGAGAGAGAGAGAGAGAAAGGCAGAAGAGAGUAAUAUCUUUAAAGAAAAAAAAAAAUGGAUAAAUGUUACGGUAAGGUGUAAAGUUGUAUAUACAUAUAUACAUACACAUGAUAAGCCAGAAUUAUCACAUAAGAAAAGAUCAACACAGUCUUAUCGGUUGUUGACGACGAGUCGUAUUUCUUGCUUCACGUAGCAGUAUUAAUACGGAGCUGUGCUUGAACGGUUGUGUCCAACGAUCGUGUGCUCGUAUAUUCAUCGUUCGAUAUAAUCUUCUAUUCAACAACAUGAUGAAUGUACCGUUCACUUUUCGAGGAUUAAUGGCUCCUGUAUUUACGCCAUUCUCUUCUAACGGGGAGUUAAAAUUGGAUAUCGUACCAUCGUAUGCGAAUUAUUUAGCUGAAUAUGGAAUCAAAGGAAUUCUUGUUAAUGGAACAAGUGGAGAAGGUACGUCGAUGAACUUACAAGAAAGGAAAUCAGUUGCGGAAGCUUGGUCGCAAACAGUGAAAUUUACAAAUCAACAUUUGAUGGUUCAAAUAGGUGGUGCAUGCUUACCUGACGUAAUCGAAUUAGCCAAACACGCAGAAAGUAUAAAAGCAAAUUCUAUACUUUGUUUACCCGAACUGUACUUCAAACCAAAUACGUUACAAGAAUUAAUCGAUUAUCUGAAAACAAUAGCUCAAGCGGCACCAAAUACACCCUUAUUGUAUUAUCAUAUACCAUCCUAUACAAAUGUUAACAUACACAUGGGACAAUUUUUAGAAUCUGUACGAGACGAAAUUCCAACGUUCGUAGGUAUUAAGUUUACGAGUACUGAUCUAGUAGAAGGUUCACAAGCAUUGCACAUUAACAAUAAUCAAUAUGUAAUAUUUCUUGGUUGUGAUCAGCUCAUCUCAGCUGGUUGCGCAUUAGGAAUUAAUUGUUUUAUAGCUACGAGUAUAAAUGUAUUUCCAAAACUGGUAAAAGAAUUGAUCGAUGCGAAUAAUUCAGCGGAAUUGUUACUAGCUAAAAAAAAACAAGAAGCUUUAACGGAGGCCGUUAAUAUCGUAUCGAAAUAUGGUAAUUGGGUCCAAACGAUGAAACACGCUAUGAAGGUUAUUAGUAUGCUUCAAGUUGGACCACCGCGUAAUCCAUUGAAACAACUUCCGGCUAAAUCUUUGAAAUGGAUGGAAGAAGACUUGAAAAAUCUCAAAUAUAUAAAUUAAUUCGUUAAUAAUAUUUAAUAUAUGAAUAUAAAAAUGAAAAAAGGGAUAUUCCGAGAAUUUCGGUUGAUAUAUCUAUUUAUAUCUUAUCUUGUUUCUUAAAUAAUACGGGAGAGGAACAGUGUUCAUUGAUCUAAUUCUAUAAUAUAUUAAAAAUAUAUAUUUUAAGAAAAAAU
Molecule: messenger RNA, 1642 nt
Organism: Vespa velutina
Lineage: Eukaryota; Metazoa; Arthropoda; Insecta; Hymenoptera; Vespidae
Product: N-acetylneuraminate lyase-like
Exons: 8
Coding region: 552-1469 (305 amino acids)
Biological process (GO): N-acetylneuraminate catabolic process
Molecular function (GO): 4-hydroxy-tetrahydrodipicolinate synthase activity; N-acetylneuraminate lyase activity
Source: RefSeq, a predicted model, not a curated record